Molecule: messenger RNA, 1029 nt
Organism: Gekko japonicus
Lineage: Eukaryota; Metazoa; Chordata; Lepidosauria; Squamata; Gekkonidae
Gene: DMC1
Product: DNA meiotic recombinase 1
Exons: 13
Coding region: 1-1029 (342 amino acids)
Biological process (GO): reciprocal meiotic recombination; mitotic recombination; DNA repair
Cellular component (GO): nucleus; condensed nuclear chromosome
Molecular function (GO): ATP hydrolysis activity; ATP binding; ATP-dependent DNA damage sensor activity
Source: RefSeq, a predicted model, not a curated record
AUGAAAUCAAUGGAAGAUCAGGUGGUACAGGAAGAGCCAGGGUACCAAGAUGAUGAGGAAUCCUUUUUCCAGGACAUUGAUCUGUUACAGAAGCAUGGGAUUAAUGCGGCUGAUAUUAAAAAGCUGAAAUCGGUUGGCAUUUGUACAAUUAAAGGAAUUCAGAUGACAACAAAACGGGCACUAUGCAAUGUGAAGGGACUUUCAGAGGCCAAAGUGGAGAAGAUUAAAGAGGCAGCAAACAAGCUUAUAGAACCAGGAUUUCUGACUGCUUUUGAGUACAGUGAGAAACGCAAGAGAGUAUUCCAUAUCACCACAGGGAGCCAGGAAUUUGAUAAACUGCUAGGAGGUGGGAUUGAAAGCAUGGCCAUCACAGAAGCCUUUGGAGAAUUCCGAACAGGGAAAACUCAGCUUUCUCAUACUCUUUGUGUGACGGCCCAGAUUCCAUCAGCAGAUGGUUACACUGGUGGGAAGAUUAUCUUCAUUGACACAGAAAACACCUUUCGUCCUGACCGUCUUCGCACCAUUGCUGAUCGCUUCAAUGUAGACCAGGAUGCAGUUCUGGAUAACGUACUGUAUGCACGAGCAUACACUAGUGAGCAUCAAAUGGAAUUGCUUGACUACGUGGCUGCAAAAUUCCAUGAGGAAGCCGGCAUUUUCAAACUAUUGAUCAUUGAUUCCAUUAUGGCACUGUUCCGUGUGGAUUUUAGUGGCCGUGGGGAACUGGCGGAAAGGCAACAGAAACUUGCUCAGAUGCUGUCAAGGCUUCAGAAAAUAUCUGAAGAAUAUAAUGUGGCUGUAUUUGUGACCAAUCAGAUGACUGCUGACCCAGGAGCAACUAUGACCUUUCAGGUAGACCCCAAGAAGCCCAUUGGGGGCCACAUCCUUGCCCAUGCUUCUACAACAAGGAUUAGUUUGCGGAAAGGAAGAGGAGAGUUGCGUAUUGCCAAGAUAUACGAUAGCCCUGAAAUGCCUGAAAACGAAGCCACAUUUGCAAUAACUGCUGGAGGAAUUGGAGAUGCCAAAGAGUAG